Molecule: messenger RNA, 2721 nt
Organism: Lucilia cuprina (Australian sheep blowfly)
Lineage: Eukaryota; Metazoa; Arthropoda; Insecta; Diptera; Calliphoridae
Product: transient receptor potential cation channel protein painless-like
Exons: 3
Coding region: 135-2687 (850 amino acids)
Biological process (GO): monoatomic ion transport; transmembrane transport
Cellular component (GO): membrane
Molecular function (GO): protein binding; monoatomic ion channel activity
Source: RefSeq, a predicted model, not a curated record
UAUUUUUAUAGUUAUCUGACCGCAAAUUAAAAAAAUCAUAAAACUUUGAUUAUUUGUGCAGAAACAUUCCAAUAUUACAAGUUUAACACUUUCUCAGUGAAUAUACAAGACAUCGACAAUUAUCGGAAAAUAAUAUGGAAAAUUAUUUCAAUAUUACUGAUGUUACAAGUUUUUGGGCCCAUAGUCAGGUUCAACUAUACGAGGCCUUUAUAAAUCGUGAUAUUUUUAAAUUUCGUAACGCCUUAAAACAAGGUGCAAAUCCUUUAGCAACAACAUCUACUGAUCAAAAUUUGUGUGUCUUGUUUAGGGCUUUGCGAACGUCUGGUUGUUCGUUAUUUGUAGAGGCCUGCAUGCGUUGCUCGCAUAAACCAACAAAUCUAACCGAUUUUUAUAAAAAAGCUAUAAAUUUUGCAAGCGCUUCGGAAGAUUGUGAACUUUUAUUAACGCUUUAUCGCUCAAGUGAUGUUAAAAUUAGACGUAAAUAUUUUACUCUAUUUGCCCUUAACAGCUUGGUUAAGAAACUUAAUAAUCAAAAUGUCUCGCAUAUACAAAAAUCUAUACGUACGGUCUUGAAUUGGGGCAUUUCACAGAAUGUACCCGAUCAGGAGGAAAUGACACCUUUACAUUAUGUAGUGAUAAAUACUAAUCUUAAUGAAGACAUACGACGUCAAAUUGUUACAAUGUUUUUGUCUCAAAGUAACAUCGAUAUUGAUACCUUUCGUGGGGGUGAGUUGAGAACAAUAUUAGAAAUGAAAUAUCCCGAUUUGUUAAUGCCCCAGAAGAUAACAACUGUACAAUCUCUAAAGAAUCGUUUAAUAGCGGGAAAUUUAGAUUUAUUUGUACAACAGUAUACGAAUAAUCUUAAUUGUAUUAACGAGAAUGAAAAAUGGGAAUUGUUAUUGGAAUCCAUAAUACGAGAAGCCCACAAAGCCCUUGUGGUAAUCUUAUCCAGUGGUGUAAACUACAAUAAGGAAGCAGAUUUUUUAAACGCUCAUAUUCACAGUAAUACUGCUAAUAGUGGUACAUUGUCUGAAAAUUACGAAAUUCCUAUGACAAAUUUUACGGCCUUUCAGGUGGCCUGUAAAUCGGGCAAUACUUAUGCCUUGGAAAAGCUUUUACAAAUGCCCGAUAUAAGAAUUGAUGACAAUACUCUACAGCAAUUUAUACCAUUAAUGAUAUAUCAUGUUAAAUUUUCAGUUUCUCUAUAUCAGAACUAUUGGGAUUGUUUUCAAUUGUUAUUAGAUUCUGGUAAGAUCGAUAUCAAUUCUAUAGAUCAACACAAACGUACCGCUCUUCAUUAUGCCAUAGAAUAUCAAAAGGAUGAAUUGAUAAGAAUACUUUUGAAAAAAGGUGCUUAUAUUAAUGUGGGUAAGGGUGAACAUGAGCUACCCCUAAAUAGUCUACAACCCUUAUUAUUGGAACAACAUUUGGAUGAUUGUAUAACCUCGAAUAAUCUUAAUUUGGGUGAAAAAGCUUAUGAAAUUAAAAUAAGUUUUAAGAAUUUUAUAACUUCCCAGCAAAGAAGUGAAAAGAAAUUGAAAGAAGUUUUAACGCCCAUCCAAUGUAUGGUCAAGUCGAAAGAACAUUGCUAUCUGUUGCAACAUCCAGUUAUAUCUAGUAUUUUACAUCUUAAAUGGCAAAAAGUCUCUCAGAUAUUCUAUAUAAACUUUCUACUCAGUCUGUUCUUUAUCGCCUCCAUUAUAGCUUAUAUAGUGUUGAACUUUAGUGAGACAAAGCAUGGAACUGCUUUAAAUAUAUCCUAUAUCUGUAGCUGUUUAGGCAUUACUUAUUUGCUUCUAAGGGAAUGUUUACAAUUUAUAUUAGCUCCCUUUAAGUAUUUGAAAUCGUUUACCAAUUAUUUGGAAAUAUUGUUAAUAAUAUUCUCCAUAUUAGUUUGUUACUAUAACAAUCGGGACUUGGAGGUGGCUUGUAUUUUACUCUUAGCUUUUGAGUUACUCUCAUUGGUGGGUUCUCUACCCAUCGAUUCCAUUUCGACUCACAUGCUAAUGCUUAAAACAGUAUCGAAAAGUUUUGCCAAAUGUUUUCUCUUUUACUCCAUUUUCUUAUUCACUUUUACUUUGUGUUUCUAUAUUAAAAGUGAUGAAGCCUCUAAGGAGAAAAAAUCUGUCAAUAGAUUCUCUGAUCCUUUGUUGGCCUUCUUCAAAACGAUUGUCAUGUUUAUUGGUGAAAUUGAUGCCGAAGAUUUAAAUCUCAAUUCGGGCUUUAAUUGUUUACUUUUCCUAUCGUUCAUUUUCUUUAUGACCAUUAUUUUGUUUAAUCUUCUUAAUGGUCUGGCGGUAAGUGAUACCCAAGCCAUUCGUAAUCAAGCCGAAUUGAAUGGUGUUAUUUGCCGCAGCAACUUGUUGUUGGGUCUUGAAAAUGUCUACAUCAAAUGGUCUGAAUUCAUUUGCUGUUUGUAUAAUCCUUUUGAUUUCGUCCCCAACUACACCACCGAUAUUGAGGUCAUCUUUCGUCCCAAUGAUAAAAAUAAAAUUAUCAGUCAUAAAACUAUUUCGUCUUCUUUCAAUAACUGGUCUCACUAUCUCUCCAAUAGAUGCCCUACCAUGGAUAAGCAUACGUCUGUACGAGCUUUGGCCAUUUUAAAGAGAAAAUCUGCUAAGAAUGAAAAAGUCAUUAGGGAUGAGAAACUUAAUUUAAUUUUAAAAAAAUUGUCAUUUAAAAAUUAAAAACUUUAUAAUCAUAUAAUUUUGUUAAAAUAAA